UAGAAGCAAUGGCAUUGGCAGGAAUGUAGUAGGAGAUUCCCCAAUUCCCCAAUUCCCCAAUUCCCACGUUCCCAUCCCAUCUCUCCUUCUUCUCUCCACGAUUUCAUCAUAUAUUCAUGGCUUCCCAUCUCUGAACCACCACCACUCUCCUCUUCCAUUCUCCCUUUCUCAUGUCUCGCAGACCCCUAGAUUCCCGCCAUUCAAUUGACUCCUGUACUCUCAAAUUCCAUGGUUGGACCCCUUUCCAUCUCCCCAAAACCCUAGAUUCCGACCCCCAUAAUACCUCUGCUCCCACUAACUCUAAACCCUACUACUCUUCUACUCCCCUCCAUACCAAACGCCCUUGUCUCUCCGAUCGCACUACCUCUUUCAAUGUCGACGCCAUUGACAUGUCCGCCCUCAGUUUGAUUGACGACGACAAGCCUUCUAUUCCUCCUGCCCGUAGCUUCCGAUUGAUUGCUAGGAAGCGACGUCGGCGUGGUUCUAGGUCUGUUUCUGGCCGGAGUAGUGAUCGAAGUGGGACUAGACGGUGUUGCUCCGUUGGGGCUUCCGCGGCUCAUGGGACUUGCUCGGAUUUUCCUAUUGCGGUUGGGACUGAUUCGAGUGGAGAGUUGUUUGUUAAUGGGGAUGCCAAUUGGUCUUCGGAUGUGAGUGAAGCUAAGAAUUCGAGGAGGGAGAGAGAGGAGAAGGAUCAUUUGGGUUCUGGGUUUGUUUCGUCUAAUGGUGGUUUUGAUGCUCAGGGGAAUGAGUCUGGAUAUGGUAGUGAGCCUGGUUAUCGUGGUGAUGGUGAAUUUGGAUAUGGUGAUGAGAUCGAUGAGGAGGAUGAGGAUGCUAGAUUGCUGUUGUGGGGUGAACGACUUGGAGAUUCCAGAAUGGAAAUCGUAGGAGAGAACACAUUUGCAGAUCAGAAAUCGCACCAUAGAUGUCGCCGUAAGAAGCACGAAUGUAGAAUGGUUGAUGCCCUGAGGUGAAGCAAGACAUCGAAGCCGAGCAACAAACACUGUGAAUACUAUGGGCCGUACCUGCUGGCAUAUGCUUCUGAGACCUAAAAUUUUGAACUGCAAAGUAAAGGUUCCACACUUUUGAGAGUCUGCUUAGAUUGGAGUUUACAGAAUGGAGAUUUUUCUUCAUAUUUUUUGGUGGAUAGGAUAGAUCUAUGGCUGCUAUGAAAUUUAGAACACCGUCAUUGUUGCAUCUAUGGCGAAGAAAACAUAAUCUCGAUUGCCAAAUCAUCUUUGAUAUUUUCUCAGCUUAAGAAGUAAACUCUUUUGUAUCUGUCUUGAAAAAAAAAGGCUUGAGUUAUUCUCGAGUCAACUUAGUAAAUACAACUUUUGACUCCUGAUUCUAUUUCAA
Cucumis sativus (cucumber) is the source of this 1353-nucleotide messenger RNA. RefSeq lists its product as uncharacterized. The record is from RefSeq and is a predicted model, not a curated record. Bases 171 to 971 code for a protein of 266 amino acids. The transcript is spliced from 2 exons. NCBI's taxonomy places the organism in Eukaryota, Viridiplantae, Streptophyta, Magnoliopsida, Cucurbitales, Cucurbitaceae.